CGGCGGACAAGUCCCGUGCCCCGGGGGCGGGCACAGCGGGCGGAUGGUACUUCGCUCGGACCCGCGCUGAGCCCAGCUUUGAGCGCCAGCGCCCCCGUUCCUGCCCGCGGCGGCCGUUCUGGAGCCUGAGCCUGGGGAGCGCGCGCCUCCCGGCGCCCGGCUCCCUCCCGCGUGUCCUCGCUGCCAGCUGCCGCUUCUGCUUCCCCGACACUCCGGCCCGGCCGCGACUCCGGGGUCGCCAGCCGCGCGCCCGCGCAGCGACCCCGACGUGUCCGGCUCCCCGGCCCGAGCACGCCUCUUCUAAUCAGCCGCCGGUGCCCAGGGCGCCCCGCGGCCACCGGGGGCGGGGAGCGCCAGUGCGGGGCGGGCCCGGGCCGGGGGUGGCCCUGCCGCGGGGCUUGCGUUCCUGGGGUCUGCGGCGGCGCGCGAGCGUAACUCCCGCCCGGGCAGGGAGCGAACCCGGAGAAGAGGAGGAAGAGCUGGGACCGCUCCGGUGCCUGCGGGCCUCUGGGCGCAGGGGCUCUUGUCUCCGUCCCCGGAUAAAAAACCGCACCUGGUCCGCCCGCCGGGAUGCCGCAGGCUUAGGAUGGAGCUUGGAUACUGUACCCCAAGGAUGCUGGCAAAGACACUCUGACUCAUUAAGGGAGAACUGAGUGUGAGCAGAGAGGAGAGACAGCCUCCCACACAUCAUCCCAGAGGAAUUCUAAGCAGUGUUGUUUAGAGCACUAUUUGGCCAGAUGGAGAUCACCACGGGGGUCAUGGAUGAGAAUACCACCAACACCUCCACCAACUUCCUUUCUGUGUUUCCCCCCCACGGAGCCCAAGCUGCUUCCUUCCCAUUCAACUUCAGCUAUGGUGACUAUGAUAUGCCUUUGGAUGAAGACGAGGAUGUGACCAAUUCCAGGACUUUCUUUGCUGCCAAGAUCGUCAUUGGCAUGGCCCUAGUGGGCAUCAUGCUGGUCUGUGGCAUUGGCAACUUCAUCUUCAUUGCCGCCCUAGCCCGCUAUAAGAAGCUGCGCAACCUUACCAACCUGCUCAUUGCCAACCUGGCCAUUUCUGAUUUCCUGGUGGCCAUUGUCUGCUGCCCCUUUGAGAUGGAUUACUAUGUGGUGCGCCAGCUGUCCUGGGAACAUGGCCAUGUCAUGUGUGCCUCUGUCAACUACCUGCGCACCGUUUCUCUCUAUGUCUCCACCAAUGCCCUGCUGGCCAUCGCCAUUGACAGAUAUCUGGCCAUCGUCCACCCGCUGAGACCCAGGAUGAAGUAUCAAACAGCUACUGGCUUGAUUGCCCUGGUGUGGAUGGUGUCCAUCCUCAUCGCCAUCCCUUCAGCCUACUUCACAACCGAAACGGUCCUCAUCAUUGUCAAGAGCCAAGAGAAGAUCUUCUGUGGCCAGAUCUGGCCAGUGGACCAGCAGAUCUACUACAAGUCCUACUUCCUCUUCAUCUUUGGCAUCGAGUUCGUGGGCCCUGUGGUCACGAUGACCCUGUGCUACGCCAGGAUCUCCCGGGAGCUCUGGUUCAAGGAGGUCCCAGGCUUCCAGACGGAGCAGAUCCGGAAGCGGCUGCGCUGCCGCAGGAAGACGGUGCUGGUGCUCAUGUGCAUCCUCACUGCCUACGUGCUGUGCUGGGCUCCCUUCUAUGGCUUCACCAUCGUGCGCGACUUUUUCCCCACCGUGUUCGUCAAGGAGAAGCACUACCUCACGGCCUUCUACGUCGUGGAGUGCAUCGCCAUGAGCAACAGCAUGAUCAACACCCUGUGCUUCGUGACCGUCAAGAACAACACCAUCAAGUACUUCAAGAAGAUCAUGCUGCUCCAUUGGAAGUCUUCUUACAAUGGGAGUAAGUCCAGCGCGGAUCUUGAUCUUAAAACCACAGGGGUGCCGGCAACUGAAGAGGUGGACUGCAUCAGACUAAAAUAACUGGAUGGACCUUUCAAAGUUUAAACAAAGACAGACCUUUGGGACACUGACCAGUGCUAGAUACAGACUAUCAACCAAGAACUCUUGGUUUUCGGCAGAAGGCAGAGGUAACGGACAGCUUAGUGAACACUGUGUUCAAGGAGCUCGGAAUUUAUAAAACUGAUGUGACUAGAUAUCAUCCCCAGUGGCCAACAGUCACUGAAUGUCUAAUGUAUGCAAAGAGUAGGCAUUGGUGAAAUGCAUAUAUGUUGACAACAUUUAAUUGGCAAAAAGAAAUAAGGAUUCAGCCAAGACAAAUGUUGGGGCAUAGCCUGAAAUGAGAGGCUUUCCAGAAGGGAACCCAAUUAGGCAUCUAGGACUAUGGGACAUGUGUUUGUAGGGUGAGGGUCUCUCUGGCCAUCUUGAGUACUCAUCAGAUACUGAUGUAGUCCAUCUCUAGGACUGUUCUUGGUCUUGAGUUCACUCCUAAUAUUUGAAUACAAACACAGGCUCCUAGUUCUUUCUUCAACCCUUCUUUUCUCAUCCCUGGUCCCUACUCUCACUGUGAGAAACUUUAUGUGCAUGUACAUGGACACCUCAAUAUGCAUGACCAAGUUCUGUCCAAGCCCUCCUCCCCAACACUGCUCCAUGGCUACCCCUCAACUGUGCCCACACAUGGUGAGGCUCAUCAUCAGGAGAAGCCACACACCCUGAAAGCCUUUUGGUCAGGCUAUUAAAGGGUUCUGUGUAUUUUGACUUGCUCCAGGGAAGGCCUGGGCUCAGGAUGAGUGUGUUCCCUUGGCUCCAUGGACUUCUCACUGCAUGGGGAGGAGUGCAGCUGAAGGACCACUGAAAGCCUGUUGGGUUCAGGGCAGGAGCUCAGGUUUUCUGGGUCUAAAGAUGAUACUGCUUCUACCUCUUAGUUAUACUGGCUUGGACCAAUUAGGUCUUCUCCUUAAGUCCUUCUCUUCCUUCUCAUGUAUCCAUGCUUGUGAAGCAUAGAAUCUUUGAAAGUAGACACACCUCAUGGAUGUGGCUGUCAGCCAUUUUUCCAUUUCCACCAGCUGUCACCCUCAUUAUUAUGGUUUGAGGGCAAGAUGUAUUUGUCACUGGUGCUUGAAGCCCAUCAUAGUUAUUAAUUCUUCGGAUUAAGACUUGUUUCUCUUUUAAAAUGGAUGUACUCUUGGGACAGAUGACCUGCGCAUUUCUACCCCUCAGUAUAAACGAAGCCAUGUGAUCCAGUGGCAGAUGGUGAAGGUUGGUGGUACAGCCCUGGGCACCCAAGAAAGAAAGGGAUGUACAAAUGGUUGGUGGGGGCCCAACAAGGAGAUUCAGUGGCUCCACAGGCUAUUGAGGGCUCAUCCUACUUUCCAACAUACCCUUAUUGUUUGGUAUUCUGAAUUUUGGAAUUUGGACUUUUGGAACCAGAAGAUUUGAUCCAGCCUUGGCUCUUCACCUGUGUGACCCUGGGUAAAGCUUCUCAGAGGGGACAAAGAUAAUACUUGUGAUAACUACUGAUGAGGUGGUUGUGAAGAACCAAUGAACUAACAUGUGGGUAAAGUCUUUUCAGCCGCCCCAGUAAUCAGAAGAAUGGACCAACAACUGUGUAUAGUGUGCCUGACAAAGAAAAACUUGUCACUUUGGCUUAUGUAUCUGGAAACCUUACCAUCUCCCCUUUUCAUUACUCUUUGUGUGAAUUAUUCCUUUACCUCUCUUAGCCGUGCUAUAUGAGUUACGUUCCUAACAACACCCUGGUACAACAAGGCAGUGAAACUUGAUGGUGAAAGUGUAACAGGAAAUGGCAGAGUGUCUGCAGUCAGAUGAGCUCAGGGUUUUAGAAACUUCAGAAUCAGAACAUCUUUGUAAUUGUGGAAGUAUUGUGACCAUGUUCCUAUGCCUGUUCCCAGCCAGCAUGAAUCUGGGCAACGUGAUAUUUGUUUCUCAACCUUUUGUUAGUCUCGUGAGUGUAUAUAGCUAAAGAGUAGAUUUGUCUUUUCCCUCUCAAAUAAUUCUAGAGCAGCACAUCUAUUAGGCUAUUUAACUGACACUUGUAUGGCAUUUCCUUCCAAAUAUAGUCAACUCUUCAUUUUUGCCAGCAAAGUUCAUUUUUUUUAAUAGUUACCUUAUUUCCCUGGAAGACAUAUUUCAAAAACCUCUUUAUUUUUUUCCUAUUCGUCAUCCAGCAGACUCACUCUACAGCUGAAUCAGAGUACUCUCAGAGAAUAAAAACUAAAAUAUUAGCCUAAAUCCAACAUACCUUGGAAGGCAAUUUUUAUUUCUUAUAAAAUUACAUACUACACUCUAAAAUCAGGAAAGUUAGCUUUGGACCAAAAAAUAAUAAAAUGACAUAAUUAGUUGUGGUUAUGUUCACCUUUUCCAUUAGGAUUGCUAAACAAGAGUUGACAAUAAAAUAAGAGUUUUUUGGGGCACCUGGGUGGCUCAGUCGGUUAAGUGUCCAACUUUGGCUCAGGUCAUGAUCUCGCAGUUCGUGAGUUUAAGCCCCACAUCGAGCUCCGUGUUGAUAGCUCAUAGCCUGGAGCCUGCUUUGGAUUCUGUGUCUCCCUCUCUGCACCCCCUACUCAAGCUCUGUCUCUCUUUCAAAAAUAAAUAAGCAUUAAAAUUUUUUUUUAAAAAAUAGGAGCUUUUUAUAUGUGAAAACCAAACCUCUUUUUGCUUUUCAGCCUAAAAUGUGUCAAUUUUUCAUUUGUUUAACUAUCUGUAAUAUUUCUAGAUGUUGUGUCUGCUUGUGACUUUGUGGUGAGUGGAAGCGUUGUGCUGUGAUCAAGUGAAAUAAAAAAAAACCCGUACAUAUAUAA
This is a messenger RNA of Leopardus geoffroyi (Geoffroy's cat), 4714 nucleotides long. RefSeq names its product prokineticin receptor 1 (gene PROKR1). Bases 738 to 1919 code for a protein of 393 amino acids. Gene Ontology annotation, molecular function: neuropeptide Y receptor activity. Gene Ontology annotation, biological process: neuropeptide signaling pathway. Gene Ontology annotation, cellular component: membrane. The transcript has 3 exons. The record is from RefSeq and is a predicted model, not a curated record. NCBI's taxonomy places the organism in Eukaryota, Metazoa, Chordata, Mammalia, Carnivora, Felidae.